This is a messenger RNA of Penicillium angulare, 348 nucleotides long. RefSeq lists its product as uncharacterized. The record is from RefSeq and is a predicted model, not a curated record. Lineage: Eukaryota; Fungi; Ascomycota; Eurotiomycetes; Eurotiales; Aspergillaceae. The transcript has a single exon. The coding region runs from base 1 to 348 and encodes 115 amino acids.
AUGUCUACUGAAUGGUCUUUGGAUUUCUGUCUGGUCUGUGAUCGUCAGACCCUGGGUAGCGGCCCUUACUGCUCCCAAUCCUGUCGCUUGGCCGAGUUAGAUCGAACCUCCCCUGAAGACGAUCUAUCUCGAAAGCCUUCUCAUUCACGAUCUUCUACUCUUGAAUCUCAACCAGAGACCCGAUCAGCUCGUAGUCUGUCGGCCUCGUCGUCUCAAACAUCGCUCUCUUCCCUUCGGAGCCAUACCUCCAACGCCGCUCUCUCCGGCCAUCUUCAGGAUGAAUUGCGAGACUAUGCCAGCUCAUUUGAUCCCGUUCGUGACCUCAAGCGACGAAUGGCUUCUUCUUAA